CUCCGUGCGUGUAAGGGACCGGCCAUGGCUCCGAGCCGCUCUCGCCGGACGGGCUCCCACAAGGCCCAUUCUCUGGCUCGCCAGUGGAAGACGAAGCGGCGUCACCGCGACCUGGACCAGAUCCACCAAGACCUGCUGCCGGAGAACGCAGCGAAGCUGGUGCGCCAAGAGCCGGACGCUGACUUGCCCGGAAGCGCACAGCACUACUGCCUACACUGCGCGCGAUACUUUGUUGAUUUGAAAAGCAUGAAGGAUCACUUCAAAUCUAAGGUUCACAAAAGGAGGCUGAAGCAGCUGAGCGAGGAGCCAUAUACCCAGGAGGAGGCUGAGAGAGCGGCCGGGAUGGGAUGGUAUAUCCCUCCCAAAACAAUUGAAGUUCACACGCAGCCCCUCGAUGAGAUGGAAGAGUCCAGCUGAGAACAGUGGCGGCAUCGGCAGGGCCAAACGAGGCUUGCCCACUUGAAAAUCCUGC
Molecule: messenger RNA, 472 nt
Organism: Gekko japonicus
Lineage: Eukaryota; Metazoa; Chordata; Lepidosauria; Squamata; Gekkonidae
Gene: ZNF593
Product: zinc finger protein 593
Exons: 3
Coding region: 25-417 (130 amino acids)
Molecular function (GO): nucleic acid binding; zinc ion binding
Source: RefSeq, a predicted model, not a curated record